Salvelinus fontinalis (brook trout) is the source of this 10382-nucleotide messenger RNA. RefSeq names its product transcription factor 15-like. NCBI's taxonomy places the organism in Eukaryota, Metazoa, Chordata, Actinopteri, Salmoniformes, Salmonidae. The transcript is spliced from 2 exons. Gene Ontology annotation, biological process: regulation of transcription by RNA polymerase II; developmental process. Gene Ontology annotation, molecular function: protein dimerization activity; RNA polymerase II transcription regulatory region sequence-specific DNA binding; DNA-binding transcription factor activity, RNA polymerase II-specific. The record is from RefSeq and is a predicted model, not a curated record. Bases 9508 to 10053 code for a protein of 181 amino acids.
ACAUUUACAGGGGAAAGUUUUACAGUGUUCUUAUUCUGUUCCUGAUGAUCAUUUGGAUUAUGAUUCUACAUCCAAUUUAUCAAGGGUACAAAAACUUCAGUAAUGUUCUGUAUUUCUUGGGCUGCAUUCACUACUUCCAUUAUUUGUGUAGUCCUUUUUUUCAUAUGGCCCAUAUUGAUUGCUCUAUACAAGAAGGCUAUGAAGUCUGUACAAUUUACAACCAUGGAUUUCGCUGUAACCAAGCAUUUACGCUCAAAUGUCACAUUGACACUAGGCUGAGGACAAUAUGUAAAUGUUAGCGCAUUUAGAUCAAAAGGCUUGUUCAUUGCCCAAACAGCCUCUGCAUAUGAUACAUUAUUUGUUUGUACCUCUGCGCUUCCAUUUUUUAAAAACGUAUGCUGCACUAUGCUCACCAUCACAGUUGCAACAUUUAACUUCAGGAUUAUAUCCUCAUUUUCCAUACUCAUGAUCCCCCCCACACUUUGCACAUCUAAUUUUACCUUUGAACACAUUAGCAACAUGCCCCAUCCUUUGGCACUUAAAUCACAGAACUGGAGAUCGUACAUAUUCUGUUUAGCAUUCCUAGCUGUACUCUGGUUGGCAAUAUCUAUUCUAAGUUUAGCAGUACCGUUGUUGUGUCCACUCGACUGCCUCUCUUUUUGCUUUACAUCCUUUUUUGUUCCGUUACUUUCCCAACAUUCAAAGAAGUCAUAACUUCUUCCAUGGGUAUUGACAGUGGUGUCCCAGCCUCCUAAGUUUGGCCUUAGCACCAGGGAUAUGGCAUUUCACCCGACCCUCAUUAAGCGAUUCUAACUUCAAAUGUUCUCCUGCUGCAUUUUACCGUUUGCAUAAAUCAAUACUUUGCCAAAUCCCAAAACUUUGGAAACCUUAAACAUCCCUUUCUCUCGCUGAAUUUCUUUUGUCAACUGAAUAGGAUGACGGUGCUUUUGUUUGAUGGUUCAGGGAAAACAACCAUACUUUGUAGCUCUCUUCUACUGUACAUUCUCCUUUUCUAGAGUAGGCCUAUGUUUUAUAGCAGUCCUUUACUUUCAGCACCACUCAGUUCCCCAGCAGUAUUCAGCCCUCAUUACAAUACAUUUUUGUUUCUGUUCUUCCUACUUACAACAGAUGUAACAGGUUGAUCCUCACUGGAAUUCUCAUCAUUAUAACAAUCAAUUUCACUACCGUUAGCACCUGACAUGCUAACCACAGUCACAGUACAGUUGUGCUAGACCUCCAAACCAAAGAAAAGUUCUACUGUUUGUACCGUCUUCACAUCCAGCGAUAUCAAAAAAUUACUUGCUCUCAAAAAAGCCGUCACCGCACAAGUGGUACACAAACAAAGUAUGUGAUAUGAGCUGAUGGACAGGAUGUUGUACAGGUCAAUGGUCAGGUGUAAUGUGAACAGAGUGCCUCCACACUCCAGAUCAGACUGACUGUAAAAGUAGUUAAACGGUUAAUUCGCUCCACACUACAGGAUGCUAUUUUGAGAUGAGGCUUUGAGGCAUGCAUGCCCCCUUUCAUUUCUGUGUGCCAUUGGUCUUACCCAGUCAGCCUCAGUUGGUAAAAAAUAUGCCUCUUAACUUCCUAACCUCUAGGUUGUGUUUGCCAUAGAGGGUCAGGUAUGAGGAGGUGCUAUAGGCUUUCUCAGGGGAUGCAGGUCCAAAGGUGAAUUCAUAAGGAAGAAAAUUCUUCCUCCAGGCCUGUUUUCCAUUUUCUCUUUGACCUUCAGAUAAGUGUUUGACAUGAAACCGCUUUGAGGUCAUUUCUGGAUAUUAUUUCUGUCCAUUUAGGGGCAAUAGUUCUGUAUAUCUCCAGGGGCAAAAUGUCAGUAUAUUGUCUUCAAGAACAAAGAAGUGCAUCGCAUUGGUAUGUAGCUUUAUGUAAGUUCAACGGUGUAUGUAUUGAUGGCACACAAAAAAUGACCUUGCAUUGAAUGUGGCCUUGCUUGAUAAGUGUUGCUGUUAGAUCACUCAGGGUGACACAGACAAAAUGCUCUGAUUAUUAUGGCUCCCGUCUACAGUAGGUUCUCAAGUAAAGCCUCUGAUCUAAAGGAAGGUAGCCAUAAAAAAAGGAGAUGGUGAUUAAAGAUCAGUCCAUUGUAGAUCACUACAACAAGAUAAGGGUCUCCGUCUUUCCAUAUCUCUAGUCUUUGUGAGCGCAGACCUGCCUCUUCCCCUCCCUCUGCGACCAUGGAGGAAGUGAAGGGAGACUGGUGGCAGCCUUUGCUGAGUAGCCCUAAAGGACUACAUCUCUCCAAAGAAUUGUUGCAUGUGAAGCGAUUUCCUGUUGCUCCCUCACUGUCUGGAAGUAACCAUAUUCUCACAGGGUUUUGAAACACAAAAUCCAUAUUCAUUAUUUUGUUAGAUUUUUGUUUUGUUCUUUGGAGAUGGCACCUGUUACUUAAGAGGGUUCAUGGAGGGGGUGGAGUGGUAGGACAUGUUUUAUUUGGAGACAAAGUUGCAUAGUGAUCACAUUCUUGCUCUGUUGCUGCUACUGCUAACAGUUCAUUUUGAAUGAAAACAUAGUAUGCAGAGAGAUAUCCAAAGAAAUGUGUUCUAUGUUUAUGGCUGGCUCUUCUUCAUCACUGGUAAGUCUGCAACAUGAUUCAGUCCAGUUGUGAAAUAAAAAUAUGACCUCACAGGAACCUCAGUUCUUAUCUUUUGCCCAGAAGAAUUGAUCUGAUUGGUCAGACCAGUUUUGGGCAAAAUAUCAGAUUUGGGCUCCAUGUGAAAACGCAGCCUAAGAACCCUAUAUAAUUUAUAUUUUCCUCCCAGUACCCAAUUCCACACAGGAAUCUUUAAUUUAAAAAAAUUCUACUGAUCUUUCAAGUGAAAGAAAUUAUUUAAAAAAAUCCUAAUUAAUAAAAUUUUAAUGAACAAAGAUCUAUUGAUUGUGUAUGUCUUCACACCCCAGAGUUAAUACUUGGUGGAAGCACCUUUGGCAGCCGUUACAGCUGUGAAUCGUUUUGAAUAAGAUUCUACUCUUAGGGAAACAUACUGUAGAUCCAUUGUGUUUGUCAAAAUUGCUCAAGCUCAGUAAAUUUGGUUGGGAAUCAUUGAUGGACAGCAAUAUUCAAACCUUGUCUCUGAUUUUCAAGCAAAUGGACCAGUCAGGAACACUCAACACCUCUUGGAAAGCCAUUCUGGUGUGUCUUCGGCAUUACAAUUUGUGUAAUUCAAGUCUAAUUUGUCACAUGCACAAGUACAGUGUAAUUCUUAACAUGCAAGCCCCACCCAACAGUGCAGAAUUCAAAAUAGUAUAACUAAUACAUUAAAAAAAACAACAACACGAGAAAUAAGAGAGGAAGCAAUAUUCAUUGUUAGUGCCAGUACCAAAUGUACAAUAUGUAGUUAUACUGGAGUAUUUGAGGUAGAGAUGUACAUGUAGGCAGGGAUUUAGGAGAAAGUGAUUGGUAGCAUGAUAAAUAAUAAUAAUAUAUUUAACAGUAUGACAGCAGAAUAAGUGGUGGGUUUGUGUGUACAUGUGUGCUAGGGUUUUAGUUUAGAAGUGAUAGGUGGAUAUACAUGUAAACAGGGCUGAAAAGUAACUGGUAGCAGGAAUAUUUAAAUAUUUAUGGUAAUAUAUUAAUGGUAAUAUAUACAUGUAAAAAAUAAAGGCGAGACGCACACUCUAGGAGCUCAGAUACAAAAAUAUUUAUGUCCAACGUUUCGACAGACAAGCUGUCUUCAUCAGGGAAUAAUGACAGACACUGCGGAAUUACUCAUUUAUACAGUGUCAAAAGACACACAGCUGUCUGUAAUCAUGGCUGGGUAUGGCUUGAUAUCAUUGGUUAAUUCUCAUAUUAAAAUAGCAUACAAAAAACACAAAUGGAUAGCGUUCGAUAACAAUAGCAAAAUCACUAUGGCAAAAUCACAAAGUCAUUAUAUACAUGUAAUAGUGACCAGUAGCAGGAUGAAUAGUUAAAUACUAAUAGUAAUGGCAAUCAAUAAUCAAUGAACAGCAGCAUAGUGGUAGUAACAGCAACAUAAUAGUACAAAGUAGUACAAUGUAGUGUCCCGCUAGAAAAUACAACUCUAUCCCAGGGUUAGGUAUUCGGAAGACUGGGGCAGGGUUUCCUCUCACUUUUUACCUGGGCUUUGCUCCUUUGGUAUUUCUUUUGAUGCUUACAAACUCCCCAGUCCCUGAUGACAGCUUUGCACACGCUUGGCAUUCUCUCAACCAGCUUCAUGAGAUAGUCACCUGGAAUGCAUUUCAAUUAACAGGUGUGCCUUGUUAAAAGUUAAUUUGUGGAAUUUCUUUCCUUAAUGCAUUUUAGCCAAUCAGUGGUGUUUUCACAUGGUAGGGGGGUGGUAUACAGAAGAUAGCCCUAUUUGGUAAAAGACUAAGUCCAUAUUAUGGCAAGAACAGAUCAAAUAAGCAAAGAGAGAUGACAGUCUAUCAUUACUUUAAUACAUGAAGGUAAGUCAAUUCGGAAAAUGUCAAGAACUUUAAACGUUUCUUCAAGUGUAGGUGGAAAAACCAUCAGCCAUUAAAAUGAAACUGGCUCUCAUGAAGACCGCCACAGGAAAGGAACUCCCAGAGUUAAGUUAGAGUUAACUGCACCUCAGAUUGCAACCCAAAUAAAUAAUUCACAGAGUUCAAGUAACAGACACGUGUCAACAUCAACUGUUCAGAGGAGAUUGCGUAAAUCAGGCCUUCAUGGUCGAAUUGCUGCAAAGAAACCCCUACUAAAGGACUCCAAUAAUAAGAAGAGACUUGCUUAGGCCAAGAAACACAAUCAAUGGACAUUAGACCAGUGGAAAUCUGUCCUUUGGUCUGAUGAGUCCAAAUGUCAGAUUUUUGGUUCCAACCGCUGUGUCUUUAUGAGAUGCAGAGUAGGUGAACGGAUGAUCUCCGCAUGUGUGGUUCCCACCGUGAAGCAUGGAGGAGGAGGUGUGAUGGUGUGGAAGUGCUUUGCUGUUGACAGUCUCUGAUUCAUUUAGAAUUUAAGGCACACUUAACCAGCAUGGCUACCACAGCAUUCUGCAGCGAUACGCCAUCCCAUCUGGUUUGCGCUUAGUGGGACUGUCAUUUGUUUUUCAACAGGACAAUGACCCAAAUCACACCUCCAGGCGGUGUAUGGGUGCUUUGACCAAGAAGGAGAGUGACGAAGUGCUGCAUCAGAUGACCUGGCCUCCUCAAUCACCUGACCUCAACCCAAUUGAGAUGGUUUGGGAUGAGUUGGACCGCAGAGUGAAGGAAAAGCAGCCAACAAGGGCUCAGCAUAUGUGGGAACUCCUUCAAGACUGUUGGAAAAGCAUUCCUCGUGAAGCUGGCUGAGAGAAUGCCAAGAGUGUUCGAAGCUGUCAUCAAGGCAAAGGGUGAAGAAUCUCAAAUAUAAAAUAUAUUUUGAUUUGUUUAACACUUUUUUGGUUACUACAUUAUUCCAUAUGUGUUAUUUCAUAGUUUUUCUGUAUUCACUAUACAAUGUAGAAAAUAGUAAACAUAAAGAAAAAUCCUUGAAUGAGUAGGUGUGUCCAAACUUUUGACUGGUACUGUAUUUCACUCAUAUUGUAAUUAUUACAGAUCAUGUUUCAUACAACUCUGGAAACAAUUGACAGUUACUUUAACACAAGCUUCCUUCUUUUCACUUUGUCAUACAGGCCAGUCAUGUGGAGUGAAUGCAAAGUUGUUGAUCCUCUGUAUUUUCAAGUAUUGUGAUGGCAGCAUCAUGUUAUGGGUAUGCUUGUUACUGGAAGGGACUUGGGAGUUUGUCAGGAUCAAAAUAAAUAUGGAAGUGUCAAAGCCCAGAUGAAAAGUUAGAGGAAAGCCUGCCUCAGUCUUCUGAAUACCUAACCCUGGGAUAUAGUUAACAUUUUCAGCAGGACAAUUACACAAAUGUAAUACCAAAGGCACACCAGAAUGGCUUUCCAAUAGGUGUUGAGUGUUCCUGAAUGGUCCAGUCUCAGUCCUGACUUACAUUUGCUUGAAAAUCAUAGCCCAGAUUUGAAUAUUGCUGUCCAUCAAUGAUUCCCAACCAAAUUUACUGAGCUUGAGCAAUUUUGACAAACACAAUGGAUCUACAGUAUGUUGCCCUAAAAGUUUUUGCCCUAAGAGUAGACUCUUAUUCAGAAUCUGUCCAUCAAUCAUGCCUAACCAACCUUUUAUUUAUUUAAUUUUAAGCCAGAAAAAUGUGCAAGAUAAAUCACUUCUCUGUCUUGCAUUUUCAAGGUGUUAGUCAAUUAGCAGACGGUCUUAUCCAGAGAUUUUUACAGGAGCAAUUAGGGUUAAGUCACUUGCUCAAGGGCACAUCUACAGAUUUUUCAUAUAGUCGGCUUAAAACGUAUACUAAGUAGUUGGUGUCUAGUGUAGUUAAAUACUUAAAUUGCUAUGCCCAUGCCAUAUUAUUUUUAGCAAGACAUACGUGUCAAAUAGUCUUGCCUUAUCUGCAAGAACAACAAAAUAGUAAUGGGAAAACAUCCACACUACACAUGAAUAUGCUUUUUGUCCAUCUUUAGUAUGUUCUUAUGCCUGACCUUUUCUAUAGGGUUCAGUGAGACUCAGUGAGGGAUGAUCUCUAAAAUAUGUAUGUUGGUCAGCAUGGAUAAAGACAGUUUGAAGUUCUCUCUUCUCUGACACUAAGCGUAUUUUCAGUUCCAAUGUUAUCCGCAGGCUGAAUAAGAGGCCUCUUCAGGGGAUGAAACCAAUGAGCUCACGACCAUGGAUAAAUGUCAACACUUCCUCCGGGUGGACAAUUAAGAGCCUUGAGAAAUUAGUGUUGUUCAUAUGCAUGGCUUAACAUUUCAUCAAAAAUGAUUGCUUAUGGGUACCUUCAUGUGUGUGUCAAAUAUUACUGUUCUGAUAUUUUUUAUUAAUAGAUUUUAGAUGUGUAUGAAAAUGUUUUUUUUUGCAACACUAUAUAUCCAUUUCAUAGCUGGAAAGGGAUGUUUGCAUACAGUAUAUUUGUGUAUAUGUCUCACCUAGCUAUCUUAAGAUGAAUGCACUUAAGGUAAGUUGCUCUGGAUAAGAACAUCAGCUAAAUGACUAAAAUGUAAAUAUUUUAUAUACAGAUCUCAUUUUACUGAAUUGCAUUAUUAUUAUUAUUAUUUUUAAUAGUAAUGUCACAUGUAUCAUUUGUACUUUUCUUUAUGAAAAAUGUAGUUAUUUUUUUACAUUUGACUGUGUAAAUCCUAGCAGUACUUCUUAUUUCUCUGAGAGUGAGGUGGAUAUAUAUAGCAUUUUUUAUUUGAAAUUACCCUGAAAAAGGCACAGUGAUGCUGAAACAUUGGUGUUUUUUUAUCCAAUAAAUUACUGGGAGGUUAUACAUAUGGAGUGUGCAACUCUCUUUGUUUUUAUCUCUCUGAAAUGAAACCAUCAAGUGUUUUUUCACCAUAUGGCUCUGUAAGAUUGUAACGCUAGUGACACACUAGUUUGGAUAGCACACACUGACAAUUAGGCUUAUUUAAAAUAUAUUUAUUUAUGACCACAGAUUUUUUUUCCACAGAGAUUAAAUUACUCCAUUAAUUAGUUCUCCCUGUACAGUUCCCUGCUUCAAAUGUCCGUAGGGAGAAGAGUGUAUUUACAGACUUGUAUACAGCAUAUGACAUUUAUGGAGUAAUUUACAUCAACUUUAAACAUAAAAAGUACUUAUUGUGGGUCAACAGAGGGCACCACUUGGCGCGAUAAGGCCUUACUAAAGUAAGAAAGUAUUUUGGGUCAUUGUCCUUGUCAUGCCCUGUCCUCCUAAUAACUCCUCAGUCAGUACUUCAUUACACUCUCAGAAAAAAGGGUUCCAAAAUGGUUCUUCGGCUUUCCCCAUAAGAUAACCAUUUUUGGUUCCUGGUAGAACUCAUUUUGGUUUUAGGUAAAAACCCUUUUUGGUUCAAUAUAGAAACCUAUGUGGAAAGGGUACUUCAUUGAACCCAAAAGGGUUAUUCAAAAGGUUCUAUGGGGACAGCCGAAGAACCAUUUUAGGUUCUAGAUAGUACCUUUUUUUUUUUCUAAGAGUUUAUAAAGUGGGCUUGGAUGUCUGGUCUGGUGGGUUAGCAUUGUUGAUGCAGCUGAGGCAUAUAGUGCUGGUUUGAUGUGUUGGUUGGCAGGCAGGGGGUGGUGGACACAUGUUUGUGAAAGCUGCCCUUAGGUGACUGUCAAAGCUGGACCCAGAAAGUGGACGAGUGUCCCUGGUUCACCCACGGACAUCUGCUCAACGUUUAUUUACUCAACACUUCACUUUCUCCCACCCUCCCAAGAAAACCCUCAGCAUGGGGCGAGAGUAGGUUAGCUACUGAGGGUGAUGUUGUUUAUGAAUAGGUGUAGACCCAGUCACAUUGAGAAUUUUCAUUUGACCAAAAAAGUGUACAUUUUUUAUUUCUGUCCUUGAUAAACUAGGGCAUAGCUCAUCUGACAGUUUAUACAGUACAUAUUUAUGUUAAUUAUUCCUUCAUACAUUGAUGAAUUGUUAAUUAUAUAUUAUAUUAUUGCCUAUAAUAUUUAUAAGCCUAUAUUAUUUUAUGAAAUGAUAUGCCUAUUGUGUGUCAGCAAUGUUAGCUAAUUGUUUUACUCAAAUUUGAAGGGUGGUUGCACAUUGGCAUUUAGGCGAUGCAGUGUUUAGUAAAACCUCUCCACCUUAUGGACUACAGCUCCAGUAUCCAAUGGACUAACAGAAGCUGUUUGUGCCACUGAGAGAAACAGUAGGCCUACUUUCUCAAAAUUCUAAGCCUCCAAAAUUCUGUUUGUAAUAAAUUCUGGAGAUAAGCAAUGAAUCAAUAAAUAUAAAUAAACAAUGAUUUAUCAUGAUAUACAUUCACUAUUUGGCAAGCAACAACAUGAUCACACAUUUAGCAUAUACAUUACUGUCUAUUAAUCUUUCGUGGACAGACACACGUAACAUAAUUUAGUUCUUGGUUUCAGAGAUUAACUGUCUAAACUACUUGUAAACCCUUCUCAAGCCCCAUUAGUGAUCAUGUAAAGAAAACAUUUAAAAAAAUAAACUAACUUUAAAAUGUGAUAUGCAUAUGCAAUAAUAACAUGUAAUAGCUUAAUAAUAAUUAACAUGACGGACUUAUGAUAUAAUAAUAUUAAUACUUUAUUUUUCAUAAACAAUAAUAGCCUCUCGUUAUUACCAUUACUAGGCCAGUUAUUUUUUAUUUUAAAAUACAUCUAAAAUACUUUAAAUACAAUUAAAUACUCAGAAAAAGUACAGGCAAUUGAAAAAUGUAUUAUGAAAUAUUCGCUUUUACUGUAAAGCCUAGGCUGCAGCCUACAUCUCGAUUGGAGGCUGAACAUUGUAUGGCUUGAACAACUCCUCCCAUCCAGCUAUAAGAGCUCGGUGGGCCAGUACACUAUGGAGAGAUGCUCAAGACAUUGAACAAACACGUGGCCUGACGAAAACGAGACAUUUCUAAAUCAACAACUCCUUGAAACUAUAAUUAGGCCUACACAUUAGAGACAUAGGCCUCGUCUACAUUAGGUCACCAAAAUCCAUGCAUAAAACAGUCCCUCGUUUGGGGUUUCUCCUCUUUUUCUUGGGCCAUCGUUUUAGAGGCCCAGAACCAAAACAUUUCGAUGAUGACCUUUGCCAUGCUGCGGCCAAUGGCGACUCAUAUGAUCAGCUACCCAGACCUGGGUAUGAUGUCCGAGGCCGAGGAUAACCGCAGUGAGAGCGACCGUGGCUCGGAUCAGAGCUAUGGAUGCUGCGUCUCCGCUGACAAACGUCGGAGGAUUUCCAGAAAAUCGGGAGGCAGCGGUGUUGUAAUAGUGAAACAGCGGAACGCAGCCAAUGCCAGGGAGCGCGACCGUACACAAAGCGUCAACAUGGCAUUUACUGCACUCCGGACUCUUAUACCCACUGAGCCGGUGGACAGAAAGCUCUCCAAGAUUGAGACGCUUCACUUGGCAUCCAGCUAUAUCUCCCACCUCGCCAACACCCUGCUGCUCGGAGACGUGAAUGGAGAUGGACAACCUUGUCUUGGCGCAGUUUACGCGCAAGGAGAGAGCGGCCGAAAGCAGCCUCGCACCAUCUGUACCUUCUGUUUGAGCAACCAAAGAAAGCGGAUUAAUGAUGGCAAAGAAAUGCGGGGUAUUGGUUCACUGAGGAUGAGCCGCAGAUAGAACACCAGAUGAUAAACCACAGCAACCAGAACCACAACUCCCCAUCCACAACUCAGGGAACACUAAAAGCCGGUCAUAACAGAACCAUAUUCAUCAUCCUGGAGAAUAUGUUACCAGAGACUAUUUAUACUUGAGGGAAAGGCAAUGGAACAAAACAAGGCCUAAUAUGUGAAGCCUUUAAAAAAUGCAGUGCAUUUAUUGAUAGAGAAUUUAUAGAUUUUUAUAUCUGUGUGAUAUUUGUGUUGUACAUGUAUUACAUUUUGAAAUAAAAUAUAUUUUUUAUCUAAAUUAAAAUUCCCCUAUUAAGGGUUAGUUUUCUUUCCUUUGAA